This is a messenger RNA of Penicillium oxalicum, 1626 nucleotides long. RefSeq names its product PEX28-32 family peroxisomal membrane protein. Gene Ontology annotation, biological process: peroxisome organization. Gene Ontology annotation, cellular component: peroxisomal membrane. Lineage: Eukaryota; Fungi; Ascomycota; Eurotiomycetes; Eurotiales; Aspergillaceae. The record is from RefSeq and is a predicted model, not a curated record. The transcript has 3 exons. The coding region runs from base 1 to 1626 and encodes 541 amino acids.
AUGAGUCACUUGACCUCUGAGAUUCUCAAGAAUCGCGAUGAUGCGGUGUCUAUGCUGGGUAUCACGAGGCCGAGGCGACAAAGAAGCGGCUCCCAAGACAGCACGCAGUCACGCAUGUCCACGCAGUCAAAGACUUCGAUACAAGACAGGCUCUUUUCCAAGAUUCUAGAACAAGUCAUCCCCGGCGAUGAUGACGAGGACGGAACGGACGUGGACGACGAUGCCUCGGUGGCAUCGUCCCAUCGGCCACCGUUCAGUUUACCCGCGAUGUCUAACAAUUUUCGAAGGUUUAACGCGAGAAUUGGCGUGGUGUUUCUCUUUCAAACCCAAGUUGAGCGGGUACUCAGCUGGGAAACACCAUCACACACGAUAUCGCUGCUAUUCGUGUAUUCAUUCAUAUGCUUGGAUCCACACUUGAUCCUCAUUCUACCGCUGGUGGUCUUCCUCUUGUUCAUCAUGGUGCCAGCGUUUGUCGCUCGACAUCCUCCGCCGCCUUCUACCUCUACUUCGAGCAUCAUCCCCUACUAUUCCUAUGAUGGCCCUGCUUUGGCUCCAGCGAAAACCAUCAAACCAGCCUCGGAAACCUCCAAAGAUUUCUUUCGCAAUAUGCGCGAUCUCCAAAACGUGAUGGCCGAUUUCUCAGACGCUCAUGAUGCAAUUAUCGGAAUCGUCGCUCCAUUGACAAACUUUUCUAAUGAAAAACUGUCGUCAACCAUCUUUCUCGGCGGAACAGUUGCUACGGCUGUGUUGUUUCUCAUGGCACAUCUCUUGCCGCUCAAGCUGAUCAUGCUUGCCGUCGGAAAUGCUGCUGUUCUGUCUAUCAACCCGAAGAUUCGAGGCAUGGCUAAGGGACUCCUUUCAGAUGUACUUGGCGAGGCAUCAGAGGACGGUCUCGGGGGUGAAGGUGAUUUCGAUGGGCCUGGUGGAUUUGCCUCCUCUAUCCCACAGGAUACAUCGGCUGCGAUGUCUGCGCUGGAAAAGUUGGCAGAGAUUUCACUGGACACGGAACCUGAGGAACGUGAAGUCGAGAUCUUUGAGCUUCAGUACCGGGCGUCUGGCCCAGCAGAAUCUGGAUGGGAGACCUUCAUCUUCAGCCCUCAGCCAUAUGAUCCACUAUCACCCGCGCGAAUUGCUGGAGACAGGCCGCGUGGGUGUCGAUUUUUCGAUGAUGUGCAGGCUCCGUCGGGCUGGAAAUGGAAAAGUAAGAAGUGGGAGCUUGACAUGGACUGUCGGGAGUGGGUCGUCGAGCGCAUGAUAACAGGGGUUGGAUUCGAACUCCCGGAGGCGAAUCCGGACGUUGGUGCUCUGACUGACGAGGUCGGAGGCUGGGUUUGGGACCUGCGAAGCGAACAAUCGACCGCUCGUGAAGAAUCAGAUCGUGACGUAACCCCAUCUGAGUAUGGCGAUCUGGAUCUAGCAAGCACCGCGUCGAAAGCUCCAAAUGCAGUGCCAUCAAAGGGCAACCAGAAAAAGAAGCCCCCAAAGGACUGGGAGGAAGCUUCAUCGGCCUUGUAUGGAGUCGGAGAGUGGCGGCGUCGGCGGUGGGUGCGGAUCGUGCAGCGCGUGAACGUUCGUCCGGUUUCAGGGACGGGAACUGUCACAUAUUCCACUCUACGUCAGGGGUGA